Molecule: messenger RNA, 6808 nt
Organism: Danio aesculapii
Lineage: Eukaryota; Metazoa; Chordata; Actinopteri; Cypriniformes; Danionidae
Gene: ndst2b
Product: N-deacetylase/N-sulfotransferase (heparan glucosaminyl) 2b
Exons: 15
Coding region: 649-3330 (893 amino acids)
Cellular component (GO): Golgi apparatus
Molecular function (GO): deacetylase activity; heparan sulfate N-sulfotransferase activity
Source: RefSeq, a predicted model, not a curated record
CAGUUCAGCAGCUCUCGUGUCUCGCUCUCUCAGUCGGCGCGGGCUGGAGAUGAAGAUGGCGGAGCGGCGGCGCGGGAUGCGUUUACGAAACAUCAAAGUUCUUUCCGCGGCGUUCUUUUCAUUCGGAUUCUAGAGACCCGCACCGAAAGCAGCCAUUUAAAACGAACCGUUCUUUGCCGGACUCGAACUCUGCUCCACAUCUCAAGUCAAUCGUUGUGCAUGGCGAGCCACUGGGCAAACUGGAAACACCGGAAAAGCUGUCCACACGGAGGAUGAAGAGAAGGUUCUGCUGGAUGACGUCUCCCUCACGCCUUGUUUAUUCAAGCAGAUACAUGAAGUGCCAAAAGGUUUUUAUCAGAAGCAAAAACACUAACGAACAAACAAAACAAAUGAUUUACACGUGAUGCCUCCGGCUGCUUAUGCAUAGGGUCAUUGUAUGGACGAUAGGAGUGUGAUACAAAAAGAGAGACACCAGGGCGACGAUUUCGUCGCAGGCUAUGGGGGCCAUGGUGACCUAGAUUCAGUGGUCGUUUCCUGGCAGGGCAACUCCAUUCCCAUAUAAUCCCUGCUAUCUUUUAUUUCUACCUCCCUACCAGAGUGAGGCGUUAUCCUCUCUCUGUCCCUGCCACCUGCUUUGCCCAGACAGCUAUGGCUGGAGUGAGAAAGUUGGCACGACUCCUCAGGCACCAAGGUCUCCAUCGCCUGAUCCUUGCACUCAUCCUCUUCUGUCUGCUUUCCAUGGCCUACCUGGCUUAUCAUGUCAGUGCUGGACCCAAGAUCAAGGAAGCCCCUCUGCCGCUGCCCCUGGGAGACUGUGUAGCUUCAUCAGUCGUUGGUGGUGGGCAAAGGACUCCACUGUUCCUGCCAUCACAGAUCAGCCAGCGCAGACACUCAGCAAGAACGAUGGACACCUCUCGGACAGAGCCUGUGGUCUUACUCUUUGUGGAAAGCAUCUACUCACAACUCGGACAAGAGAUUGUUGCCAUUUUAGAGUCAAGCCGCUUUCAUUACCGCACUGAAAUUGCACCAGGCAAGGGAGACAUGCCGCCUCUGGCUUGGCGAGGCCGUGGCCGUUACACACUCAUCGUCUAUGAGAACCUGCUCAAGUACGUCAACUUGGACUCGUGGAACCGCCAGUUGCUAGACAAAUACUGCCAAGACCAUGGAGUGGGAGUCAUCGGCUUUUAUAGGGCAAAUGAAAACUCUCCAUCCAGUGCUCAGCUCCGAGGUUUCCCCCUCUUCUUGCGUUCAAACUUGCCACUUUGGGAUUACAGAGUCAGUCCUGCCGCACCGCUGCUCUACAUCACCAAACCUAAUGAGCUGGAGCCGGGCCCUCUACCUGCAGACAACUGGACCACCUUCCUCUCCAACCACAGCACUUAUGAGCCUGUGCUGCUAGCGAGCCCCAAGCCUGCAGAAGCCAAUCAGCUCCCAACACACUCACACCAACAGAGAGCACUGCUGGCUACGGUUGUGCAGGAUUUAGGCCUACACGAUGGGAUCCAGCGGGUGUUCUUUGGUGGUAGCUUGUCUUUUUGGCUGCACAAACUGCUCUUUGUAGAUGCUGUGGGAUAUUUAACUGGCAGGCGGCUCAGCCUCUCAUUGGACAGAUUUUUGCUGGUGGACGUUGAUGACAUCUUUGUUGGGAAGGAGGGGACGCGGAUGAAAGUGGCGGAUGUUGAGGCUCUGCUUCACACACAGAAUAAACUUCGUUCUCUGGUUCCCAAUUUCACCUUCAACUUGGGAUUCUCUGGCAAGUUUUUUCAUACAGGUACAGAUGAGGAAGACGAGGGUGACGACACGCUGCUACGCCACCGGCAGGAGUUCUGGUGGUUUCCGCAUAUGUGGAGUCACAUGCAACCUCAUCUCUUCCACAACGUCAGCGUGCUGGCGGAACAAAUGAGACUUAAUAGACAGUUUGCACAGGAGCAUGGGAUCCCCACAGACAUGGGUUACGCUGUAGCCCCUCAUCACUCAGGUGUGUAUCCUGUGCACAGUCAGCUCUAUGAGGCCUGGAAGAGUGUUUGGGGCAUCAAGGUGACCAGCACAGAAGAGUAUCCUCAUCUCAGGCCUGCCCGCUACCGCAGAGGCUUCAUACACAAUGGCAUACAGGUUCUCCCCCGACAGACCUGUGGGCUUUUCACACACACCAUCUUCUAUAAGGAUUAUCCUGGUGGCCCUCAGGAGCUGGACAAAAGCAUUCGUGGAGGAGAGCUGUUUCUAACAGUGCUGCUCAAUCCGGUUAGUAUAUUCAUGACUCACCUGUCUAACUAUGGCAAUGACCGGCUGGGUCUGUACACCUUCGAGUCUCUGGUGAGGUUUGUGCAGUGCUGGACUCACCUGCGCCUGCAGACGCUUCCUCCUGUCAGACUCGCUCACAAAUACUUCCAGAUUUUCCCUGAUGAGAGAGACCCCUUGUGGCAGAAUCCAUGUCACGACAAGAGACACAAAGACAUCUGGUCCAAAGAGAAGACCUGCGACAGACUGCCCAAAUUCCUAGUGAUUGGCCCACAGAAGACCGGAACUACAGCCCUGCACUCGUUUCUCUCUCUUCAUCCUGCCAUCAGCAGCAGUUUCCCCAGCCCUGUCACUUUUGAGGAGGUGCAGUUCUUCAGCGGACCAAACUACCAGCGUGGCAUCGACUGGUAUAUGGAUUUUUUCCCUGUGCCCUCAAAUGUAAGCACAGACUUCUUGUUUGAGAAGAGCGCCAACUACUUUGACACUGAAACUGCCCCGAAGAGAGCAGCUGCCCUGCUACCAAGAGCAAAAAUCAUCUCCAUUUUGAUCAACCCUGCUGACCGGGCUUAUUCCUGGUACCAGCAUCAGAGGGCUCAUCAGGACCCCGUGGCUCUGAAUCACACAUUUGAUGAAGUGGUCUCUGCUGCUCCGUCAUCUCCUGCAGGCCUGCUGUCUCUGCACCGCCGCUGCCUGCAGCCUGGAGCCUACAGCAGCCAUCUGGAGCGCUGGCUACACCACUACCAGCCCAGCCAGCUGCUGAUUGUGGAUGGUGUGCAGCUGCGCUCCGGUCCUGCUCAGGUGAUGGAUGGGAUUCAGAAGUUCCUGGGAGUCACACCGUACUUCAACUACACACAGGCUCUGACGUUUGAUGAGAGUAAAGGUUUCUGGUGUCAGAAACUAGAGGCAGGACGCUCUCGCUGUCUAGGAAAAAGCAAAGGAAGGAAAUAUCCCGACAUGAGCCUUGAGUCCAGGGCAUUUCUGUCUGAGUAUUACCGUGAGCAGAACGUGGAGUUACUCAGGAUGCUGAAACGUCUGGGUCAACCUCUGCCCGUCUGGCUCAGAGACGAACUGCACAAUGCCAGCUGGAGCUGAAAAACACCAACAGUACAGCAGAAGACGCACAGCAGAACCACGCUGCUCCUCACAGGAGAACUCAAGGCUUGUGUGUGGCAGGAGCCAAAAGAGGACCGACUCGCUCGCCCUCCAUAAUCCACACGGCCCGAUGGCGCUGUCAUAGUCUGAACGAAGCCCUCAGAGUCAGACGAGAUGCUUCUCAGCCAAUGUUCAUGGAAACACGGAUAUGGAAAUGGGAACGACCUCAUUAAAAAGACUUCCAGAGUCCAUUAUGAAACGGCUGUUUUAAAUGCAAAUAUAGUCUUCUAGGAAGAGAAAGAGCGUCGCACUGAACCUCUAGGAGAUUGAGGACAUUUUGUGGAAAUACCCUUGAAAGCGAGGGACUGUGAGAGGAUUAUUUAAAUUCUAUUCUCGAAAAAUCUUUAACUCUGCCAAGCAGGGAAGUAUUUAAAUGUCUCAUAAAUGUCAGCCAUCUUGCUGCCUUUCCCAAAACAUUUGUUGUUGAAGUGAUUUCCGAUUGCAGUCGACAAACUUUGUGAAGACCAAGAAGCUAUAAGGAGUAUAAGAUCAUACAUGUAGCAUAGCACACUGUUUUAUUUAUUAGAUUUUUGUAUUGUAUGAACCAGGCUAAUGUUUCUUUAUUUAUGGGAUAGUUCACCCAAAAAUGAAUAUUUACUUACCAUUUACUCAACCUAAAGUAGUUAUAAACCUUUAAGAGUUUCCAUUUUCUGUUGAACACAAAAGAUAUUUAAAAAAUGUUAGAACUCUGUAACCAUUGACUACCAUAGUAGAAAAACAAAAGAAGAUAUUUUAAAAAAUGUUAGAACUCUGUAACCAUUGACUACCAUGGAGGAAAAACAAACAACACAAAAGAAGAUAUUUAAAAAAAUGUUAGAACUCUGUAACCAUUGACUACCAUAGUAGAAAAACAAACAACACAAAAGAAGAUAUUUUAAAAAAUGUUAGAACUCUGUAACCAUUGACUACCAUGGAGGAAAAACAAACAACACAAAAGAAGAUAUUUAAAAAAAUGUUAGAACUCUGUAACCAUUGACUACCAUGGAGGAAAAACAAACAACACAAAAGAAGAUAUUUUAAAAAAUGUUAGAACUCUGUAACCAUUGACUACCAUGGAGGAAAAACAAACAACACAAAAGAAGAUAUUUAAAAAAAAAAAUAUUAGGACUGUAACCAUUGUCAUCCAUAGUAAGAAAAAUAAACAACAUCACAGACGAUAUUUAAAAAUAAAUGUAAGAACUGUUUUUCCUACUAUUGUAGUCAAUGAUUACAAACCCAACACAAAAGAAGAUAUUUAAAAAAAUGUUAGAACUCUGUAACCAUUGACUGCCAUAGUAGGAAAAGAAAAUACUAAGUGAAUAAUUACAGGUUUUUGACAUUUUUCAAAAUAUCUUCUCUUGUGAAGAUAUAAAGAACCACAAACAGGUUUGAGACAUGUAAAGGGUGAUUAAAUAACACACAAUUGUCAGUUUUAGGCGAGCUAUCCUGUUUAAAGUCAACGUUUUGACUAGCUACACUACUGUUCAAAGGUUAGAGGUCAGUAAGAUUUAAUAGUCUUUUAUGCUAUUGUAUUUUCUCUUAAGUGAUUAUCCUUUGUGCACAGACUCCUGAGCUUGUACACAACAGUCAGAAGCACAAGUUUAUUCACAUGAGUAUCAAACAUCGGGAAUACAUGAUAUGUCAGUCUUCAAUUUUUGUAUGUUUUAUUUCUUUUAAAUACUGUAGGUUGCAGCAUCCAGGACAAGCACAAGAGUCACUUUGAUGAACAAGACAAAAUGUGCAUCCUCCAUUUUCACUCAAAAAACUACUUUCUGAAAACUAGCCGAAUCAACACAAUUCUUGAAUUUUUAUGCUUACUUAAAUGUAUAACACAAUAAAUUAAUUUGUGUUAGGACAACAUGAAGGAAUUGUGUAGAAGCCAGAAUUUUUUUUUUUUUUUGUUUUUACACCAUUGGUUGUAAACGAUGUCUGCUUGUGUAUUUGCUGGGUGCUUCAAAUUGCUGUAAAUGCGCUCCGGACAAUUUGCAGACUGUGGAUUGAAAGUAAUUAUGUACAAUUUCUGGCAUACAUAAGACUUCAAUGUAUCAUCAGGUAGUAAAGGUGUUCAUGUUGUUUUACCAGUUUAAUGCAGUGGCCGAGAGUUUUCCACACUGUUAGUGAAGAAAAUACAUGCAAAGAAAACACCUUCGAUCAAUCAGUGUGAAGAUGCGCAUUCACAAUGCAAUCAAAUACAAAAAUUCAGCAAAAAGCGCACCAAAAUGAUUUCAAUUUGAAUAGUUUUACUGGUUUGUUCUCAAUUAACUUACUGUUUUGGCUGCAUUGUGAAUAUUUGCACUAUACUUUUGUUUUUGGGUUUAAGGUUUUCUGUUUGUGUGUGAGUUUUCUUCAAAUGCAAGAUGUUAAACUCUUUCGGCCACUUUUUUUUUUUUUUGCACUCUCAAGUGCUGAUAGCACUUAUAUGCAUUUUAUGAUUGGCUAAAGACCACGGUUUCAGCGAUUACUGUGCUCCUUGUGAAAAAGUCACCUAUAUGGUUUAAUGAUAAGAAUAUUAAAGGAAUUGUUCACCCAAUAACAAACAUUUACUCUCAAUUUAAAAGUGAUUUCCAAACUUUUGAGAGCUUCAUUUAUUUCUGUUGCAAUUAAAAACCGAUGACUUCCAUAGUAGGAAAAACAAAAACUAUUCAAGUUACAGGUUUCCAGCAUUCUUCAAAAUAUCUUCUUUCAAGAGUUCCCACUUAGAUAUGCUUGGCGUAUAAAGCAGGUUUGGCAUGCUGUCCCGGGAGAGAACCCUGAGCUCGGAGAUAUUUGAGCCCAGGGCUCCCGCCCGGUCGAUAAGCAUAUCAGGAGAUCCGAGAUCAGGUAGGUCUCGAGAGCUCCUCCGUUAGAAAAGGGAGGAGAUGGGGUGGAAGGGGGGAUUCUUCCAAAUGAAGAUAGAACAGUAGGGAUAAAAUGAUCCAUUUAUAGUAAACUAGGAUCACUCUGAUUGGAUUAUUACUGAUUACAAAUGAGUGGCCAGACGUGCUCAAUCAUAUCACGUGCUCCUCUCGAAAUUAGUUUAUGAAACUUCACUUUGUGUCCAACAAAAUCAAACAGGUUUAGAACAAGUGAGUAAAUGAUGAUGGCUGAACAAUCCCUCAAAUGUGUUUUUGCUGGAAAACCAAAAUCGUGCUGACCUCAAACCUUUGAACACUAUUGUACGUAAUUAGUGCAGAUCCAAAGCGAAUGUUUUUAUAUGUGCCAAACUAAAGUGCACCUGGAAAACUGUUCAUCUUUGUUUUGUUUAUUUGCUGAAGUAUGGUAUGCUGCAGAUCUGUACUUAUGAGUGAAUGUGCAUUGUGUGUGUGAAGCAACAGUUGGGUACAAAAAAAAAAAAUAUAUAUAUAUAUAUAUUUCACAGUAAUGUGAUCCCAAGUCGUGUCUGGUGUUGAAUUGAAAUACACACAUACUGGGAAAUAAAAGCAGAGAAUGGACACACACA